UGUUGUGUGAGAUUCCUCGUUCUUCUCUCUCCUUCCGAUGCGCGGAUAUAUAUCCGUCUUCUUUGUAAGUGCAGCAGAGAUGUACGAAAACGGAGCCUACCGGCCUACCGGCUGAUCGGCCAAUGGCAGCGUAUUAUCUGCCACGUUUCAAGGUGGCAGAGUGGCUUGUCAUAAACUCAUGACACGUACGUGUCGUACGGGAAAACCCUCGGGCCGCUGUAAGCGAUCGCCGCGUACCAUUUCCUCGCCGUCGUCGGGAAGAUGCAGAUGCUACGGCAACUGGACGUGCACCCGAAGGUGCGCGAGGAGGCAGAUAUCCUCGUGAGGACUUUCAGCGGUGCUAUCGUUACAAUCAUUAGUACAAUUAUCAUGGGCAUACUGUUUUUGUCAGAGAUAAACUAUUAUCUUACACCAACUAUGAGCGAGGAAUUAUUUGUAGACACAUCCAGGGGUUCUAAAUUAAGAAUCAACUUGGAUAUAAUAGUUCCUUCUAUAUCUUGUGAUCUUUUAUCGUUAGACGCCAUGGAUACAACGGGCGAACAGCAUUUGCACAUAGAGCACAAUAUUUUUAAGAGACGGUUAGACCUGAAUGGUAACCCCAUAGAAGAUCCACAAAGAACAAAUAUUACAGAUGCAAAGGCAAUGAGUAAAACUACAGAGAAGGCAGUGGAGAUCGGUUCUACUACAGAGCUCUGUGGAGAUUGCUAUGGAGCAACCACAGACACUAUGAAAUGUUGCAAUACCUGCGAGGAUGUAUGGGAGGCCUAUAGACGAAAAAAGUGGGCUCCGCCGGAUCCGGCUGACGUUAAACAGUGUCAGAAUGACAAAUCCAUGGAUAAACUCAAACAUGCCUUCACGCAAGGUUGUCAGAUUUACGGUUAUAUGGAAGUGAAUAGAGUCGGUGGUAGUUUUCACAUCGCGCCAGGCGCCAGCUUUUCGGUCAAUCACGUUCAUGUGCACGAUGUUCAGCCUUACACUUCAUCCCAUUUCAAUAUGACGCACAAGAUUAGACAUUUAAGUUUUGGGCUUAACAUCCCAGGGAAAACAAAUCCUAUGGAUGGCAUGACAGUGGUCGACAUGGAUGCCGCUAUGAUGUUUUAUCAUUACAUCAAGAUUGUCCCGACGACGUACGUUCGCGCGGAUGGCUCAACCCUUCUCACAAAUCAGUUUUCCGUAACGCGACACUCGAAAAAAGUAUCACUGCUCACUGGCGAAUCUGGGAUGCCGGGUAUAUUCUUCAACUACGAGUUGAGCCCGCUCAUGGUAAAGUACACGGAGAAGGCGAACUCGUUCGGACACUUCGCGACGAACACUUGCGCGAUCAUCGGUGGUGUGUUCACUGUGGCCGGUCUGAUUGAUUCGCUGCUCUAUCAUUCGGUACGUGCGAUACAAAGGAAGAUAGAGUUAGGAAAGUACAAUUAAACAUUUUGAAUCUGG
Messenger RNA from Acromyrmex echinatior (Panamanian leafcutter ant), 1437 nucleotides. Its product is annotated as endoplasmic reticulum-Golgi intermediate compartment protein 3. Lineage: Eukaryota; Metazoa; Arthropoda; Insecta; Hymenoptera; Formicidae. Gene Ontology annotation, biological process: endoplasmic reticulum to Golgi vesicle-mediated transport; retrograde vesicle-mediated transport, Golgi to endoplasmic reticulum. Gene Ontology annotation, cellular component: COPII-coated ER to Golgi transport vesicle; endoplasmic reticulum; Golgi membrane. The record is from RefSeq and is a predicted model, not a curated record.